AUGGCGAUGAACCGAAUGCGGAGCGCCUUCGCGCCUCCUCGGAAGGGCGAAACUUUUGAACUUAGGGCAGGGCUCGUAUCGCAAUAUGCUUAUGAACGGAAAGAGGCAAUACAGAAAACCAUCAUGGCCAUGACAUUGGGCAAAGAUGUCUCACAGCUGUUUCCAGAUGUCCUGAAGAACAUCGCGACGGCAGAUCUGGAUCAGAAGAAGCUGGUCUACCUAUAUUUAAUGAAUUACGCAAAGUCCCAUCCCGAUCUCUGUAUUCUCGCGGUCAACACUUUCGUCCAGGACUCAGAGGACCCGAAUCCCCUCAUUCGAGCACUGGCCAUUCGAACUAUGGGCUGUAUACGAGUUGACAAGAUGAUCGACUACAUGGAAGAGCCUCUACGGAAGACAUUGCGAGAUGAAUCCCCUUACGUUCGCAAAACAGCCGCCAUAUGUGUGGCCAAAUUGUUUGACUUGAACCCUGCGAUGUGUCUCGAAAACGGGUUUCUUGAGAUCUUACAAGAGAUGAUCGGCGAUCCUAAUCCUAUGGUGGUGGCCAAUUCCGUUCAAGCCCUGUCUGAAAUUGGGGAAUCUGCACCAGAGACAAAUGCACUCCAAAUUACACCAAAUACCCUGAAGAAGCUUCUGAUGGCGCUCAACGAAUGCACUGAAUGGGGCCGAGUAACCAUUCUCAGCACACUGGCGGACUAUAAAGCGCAGGAUGUCAAGGAAGCAGAACAUAUCUGUGAACGCGUUUCUCCGCAAUUUCAACACGUCAACUCAAGUGUGGUCGUGUCAGCCGUCAAGGCCGUGUUUUUGCACAUGAAAUAUCUCCCAAAUGACGCCCAGAAAUCAUACUUGAAGAAGAUGGCACCGCCGCUUGUCACUUUGGUGUCCUCCGCACCGGAAGUACAGUAUGUGGCGCUGCGAAAUAUCGACCUUUUAUUACAGAAACAACCCGACAUUCUCAGCAAGGAGAUUCGAGUCUUUUUCUGCAAAUACAAUGACCCCCCUUAUCUCAAAUUCCAAAAACUCGAAAUUAUGGUACGAAUCGCUAAUGAGGCUAAUGUCGAUCAGUUAUUGGCUGAAUUGAAAGAAUAUGCCCUCGAAGUGGACAUGGACUUCGUACGACGGGCUGUGAAAGCCAUCGGACAAGUUGCGAUCAAGAUCGAAAGUGCAAGCGAGAGAUGCGUGAAUACUCUCCUUGACUUGAUCAAUACUAAAGUCAACUAUGUCGUACAGGAGGUAAUUGUUGUGAUCAAGGACAUCUUCCGCAAGUAUCCGGGCUACGAGGGUAUUAUUCCGACCCUUUGCAAAUGCAUAGACGAACUCGACGAGCCCAAUGCCAGAGGAUCGCUCAUCUGGAUUGUUGGUGAAUAUGCUGAGAAGAUCAGCAACGCUGGCGAUAUUCUGGGCGGUUUUGUGGAUGGCUUUGCGGAAGAAUUCACUCAGACACAACUACAAAUAUUGACUGCCGUGGUAAAACUGUUCCUGAAACGACCACAAGCUGCCCAAGGUCUCGUCCAGAAGGUUCUCAAUGCCGCCACAGCUGAGUCCGAUAACCCCGACAUAAGGGACAGGGCAUAUGUCUACUGGCGCCUCCUUUCGAAUACAACCGACCAAAAUGCAGCAAAGAAUAUCAUCCUUUCCGAGAAACCUCCCAUUACUACGACUAUACAGUCUCUACCUCCGGCAUUACUGGAAAGAUUGCUGGGUGAGCUCACGACAUUAGCGUCCGUUUACCACAAGCCUCCCGAGCAAUUCGUUGGCCAAGGCCGCUUUGGCGCCGAUGCUGUGCAGCAAGCUGCCAUUGAAGAGGCAAUGCAGAAUGCUCGAGAAAAUCCAAUAGCAGCAGUGGUGCAAGGCAAGGCUCCGGAAGCUCAAAACAAUAUCGAAAACCUGCUUGACAUCGAUUUUGAUGGUGCUGCUCCGGCAUCCUCGACAGAAAAGCCGUCCAAUGGCCUCUCUGGUCUUGAGGGGCUGGCAGGCACUCCUCAAAGAGUGGCAUCACCAACUGCAGGCCAGCCUGCACCAGCAAACAACAUGGAUGAUCUCCUUGGAGUGUUCGGCAACGGAAGUACAUCAGCUGGCCCAUCCAGUUCUGCGUUUGGUGGAAUGUCAGACAGCGACAUUAUGAAUGGCUUUGCAACGAUGGAUUUGUCCGGAUCUCAACCACCACCACCACAGCAACAGUUGGACAAUGCCAGUGGAAAGAAGACGAACGAAGAUCUUCUCUCGUUAUUCUAG
Molecule: messenger RNA, 2232 nt
Organism: Exophiala aquamarina CBS 119918
Lineage: Eukaryota; Fungi; Ascomycota; Eurotiomycetes; Chaetothyriales; Herpotrichiellaceae
Exons: 5
Coding region: 1-2232 (743 amino acids)
Biological process (GO): intracellular protein transport; vesicle-mediated transport
Cellular component (GO): membrane coat
Molecular function (GO): clathrin binding
Source: RefSeq, a predicted model, not a curated record